AUGCUGCCAUCUUUAAUACUGCCUACCUCAAUAUUGCCUACCUUAGUGCUGCCAUUCUUACUACUCCCCUCUUCCCUCCCCUCUUCAUUGCUCCCCUCUUCAUUGCUCCCCUCUUCAUUGCUCCCCUCUUCAUUGCUCCCCUCUUCAUUGCUCCCCUCUUUCCUCCCCUCUUUCCUCCCCUCUUCCCUUCCCUCAAGCUUACCUUCUUCACUCCCUUCUUUGCUCCCCUCUUUACUUCCCACUACAGUCCCCACUACACUCCUCACUACACUCGUCUCAAGCUUACCUUCUUCCCUACCCUCUACCCUCCCGUCUCCUCUCCCUUCGUCGCUCCCCGUGAGCCUGCCAUCGUCGCCUCCAAGCACAUCUCCGUCGCGCUCGUCCUCGUCGCCGCCAAGCACAUCUCCGUCGCGCUCGUCUUCGUCUCCGCCAAGCACAUCUCCGUCGCGCUCGUCCUCGUCGCCGCCAAGCACAUCUCCGUCGCGCUCGUCUUCGUCUCCGCCAAGCACAUCUCCGUCGCGCUCGUCCUCGUCUCCGCCAAGCACAUCUCCGUCGCGGAGUUCAGCUUCUUCAAGUUCAGCCCCUGCUUCAUCCAGCUCACCCAGUGCCUUGCCCUGUGAUAUCUACGCAUCCGGCGGUACUCCCUGCGUCGCUGCUCACAGCACAACUCGUGCCCUGUACAGAACCUACUCCGGUGUCCUCUACCAGAUACAACGUGGCUCCGAUGGCACCACGCUGAAUAUCUCUCCGCUAUCCGCCGGCGGGGUCGCCAACUCUGCUGCCCAGGAUACCUUUUGUGCCGGCACAACGUGUCUGAUUACUAUUAUUUACGACCAGUCUGGCAGAGGAAACCAUCUGACCCAGGGCCCACCUGGUCAUUUCCUGGGCCCAGACGUUAAUGGCGCUGAUAACCUAGCCAGUGCUAUUGGUGCACCGGUGUUUCUUAAUGGCCAGAAGGCAUAUGGUGUCUUUAUCUCUCCUGGGACUGGCUACCGAAACAAUGCUGCAACUGGUCUAGCUACUGGAGAUGCUCCCGAGGGUCUUUAUGCUGUUGUUGAUGGUACCCACCACAAUGGUGGCUGCUGCUUUGACUACGGUAAUGCGGAGAGAAACAGCGAUAACAACGGCAACGGUCAUAUGGAAUCUAUCUACUUUGGUUCUAAUACGGUUUGGGGUACUGGCGCUGGAACUGGACCCUGGCCUCUGGCAGAUCUUGAGAAUGGCCUUUACUCUACCCAAGCUGUUGCUCAGAAUCCAGCACUCCCAGCUGUCAGCCAACAAUUCUUCACUGCGACUUUAAAGGGGCGGCCAAAUAACUGGGCACUCCGGGGCGGUGAUGCAACACUUGGCGCGUUAACGACAUACUUUAACGGCCCACGGCCUUCAGGUUAUAACCCAAUGAGCAAGGAGGGGGCGAUUACCUUGGGUGUUGGGGGUGAUAACAGCAACAGUGCCCAGGGUACCUUCUAUGAGGGUUGUAUAACCACUGGGUUUCCCACGGAUGCUACUGAAAACUUGGUCCAAGCCAAUGUUGUUGCUGCCCAGUACGCCGCAGCCCCGCUGAUAAGCGGGCCACCACUCACCGUGGGCACAUCCAUCUCGCUACAAACCACUGGAAAUCCAACACAGUAUCUUUCCCAUACAACAAAUCUUGUCGACAUCCAAGCUGUCAGCACCAGCAGUACUGCCGCUCUGAAGAAGGCGGCAAGCUGGACGGUACGGACGGGGCUUGGCAACAGCAACUGCUUCUCGUUCGAGAGCAAUGAUUCUCCUGGCCAAUUUCUUCGACACUAUGCCUUUCAGUUGUAUGUUGCUCCAAAUGAAGGUACCAAACAGUAUUACGAGGACGUCACCUUCUGCACACAGGCUGGUCUUAAUGGCCAAGGCAUCUCGCUUCGCUCCUGGAGCUAUCCCACACGCUAUGUGCGCCCCUUCAACAACCUUGCGUAUAUCGCAUCCAACGGUGGUGUUGACGCCUUCGAUGUUAAGCAGUCAUUCAACAAUGAUGUCAGCUUUAUCGCUGUUAAUGGUUUCGCAUAA
Diaporthe batatas is the source of this 2040-nucleotide messenger RNA. RefSeq lists its product as uncharacterized. The record is from RefSeq and is a predicted model, not a curated record. Lineage: Eukaryota; Fungi; Ascomycota; Sordariomycetes; Diaporthales; Diaporthaceae. Gene Ontology annotation, biological process: pectin catabolic process; L-arabinose metabolic process; arabinan metabolic process. The coding region runs from base 1 to 2040 and encodes 679 amino acids. The transcript has a single exon. Gene Ontology annotation, molecular function: alpha-L-arabinofuranosidase activity.